This is a messenger RNA of Conger conger (European conger), 4099 nucleotides long. It is a transcript of the gene l2hgdh, whose product is annotated as L-2-hydroxyglutarate dehydrogenase. The transcript is spliced from 10 exons. Bases 160 to 1518 code for a protein of 452 amino acids. Gene Ontology annotation, molecular function: (S)-2-hydroxyglutarate dehydrogenase activity; (S)-2-hydroxy-acid oxidase activity. Lineage: Eukaryota; Metazoa; Chordata; Actinopteri; Anguilliformes; Congridae. The record is from RefSeq and is a predicted model, not a curated record.
UGAGAGUUCAGGAGGGGCGGAGCAUUGUACGAACCACCUCGCCUUUUUUCUCCUCGCGUGUUUUGCAAAAGGAAUCGCGGUAAUAACGGGCUUCUGCAGUAUGCUUUCGUGACAUUGCGUGGGACGCUUGAAAAGGCCAAUUAUAAUCAUAGUCCGAUAAUGAUACGAACUAGUAUAAACAACGGUUCAAGCUGUGCAGCACUACUAUUGAGAUGCACUGCGAGCUCUUCCUGGAUUAUCAACGUUACUUCAAGACAUAAACACAGCUCAUACGAUGUGGCGAUUGUGGGAGGAGGCAUCGUGGGUCUGGCCACGGCGAGAGAGCUGAUCCUCAGGCACCCCACGCUCAGCUUCGCCGUUCUGGAGAAGGAGAAAGAGCUAGCUAUGCACCAGAGUGGCCACAACAGCGGGGUGAUCCACAGUGGGAUCUACUACACCCCGGGGUCCCUCAAGGCCCGGCUCUGUGUACGGGGUGCAACUCUGGCCUACGAAUACCUGCAGAAGAAGGGGAUCCCCUACAGGAAGUGUGGCAAGCUGAUCGUUGCCGUGGAGCGGGAGGAGAUUCCCAGGCUGAAUGCGCUUUAUGAGCGCGGGCAGAAGAACAACGUGCGCGAGCUCACCAUGGUCGACGCCAAAGGGAUACGGGAGCGGGAACCGUACUGCAGGGGCCUGAUGGCUUUGGACUCGGCCUAUACUGGGAUUGUGGACUGGCGCCUUGUGUCCCUCACGUAUGCCAAGGAUUUCCAGGAAGCAGGUGGCACCGUAACCACAGAGUUCGAAGCCAACGACAUCGCCAUGGUGACGGAGAGCCCUGCUGACACGACUGACGGAAUGAAGUUUCCUAUUGCAAUCCGAAGUUCUACGGGGGAGGAGGUGCGCUGUCGCUAUGUCCUGACCUGCGGAGGUCUGUACUCCGACCGCCUGUCCCAAAUCUCGGGCUGCAGUCCCGAACCUCGUAUUGUACCCUUCCGGGGCGACUACCUGGUCCUGAAGCCGGAGAAACACUACCUGGUGAAGGGAAACAUCUACCCAGUUCCUGACCCGCGUUUCCCCUUCCUUGGGGUUCACUUCACCCCUCGAAUGGACGGCAGUGUGUGGCUGGGACCCAACGCUGUCCUCGCUUUCAAGCGCGAGGGGUAUCGCGUGUUCGAUUUUAACCUUCGGGACUUUGCAGACGCAAUGUCUUUCAGGGGUCUUCAGAAGCUGGUGUUGAAGAAUGUUAUUUUCGGAAUGGGGGAGAUGUACAGAGGAAUAUUCAUCCAAGCUCAGGUGAAAAUCCUGCAGAAGUAUAUCCCGGAGCUUUCUUUUAGCGAUGUGCUACGGGGUCCCGCAGGGGUCCGGGCGCAGGCCCUGGACCGGGCCGGGAAUCUGGUGGAUGACUUCGUGUUCGACGGGGGCGUAGGGGAGGUGGCCAGCAGAGUCCUCCACGUCCGCAACGCCCCGUCCCCGGCAGCUACGUCCUCAUUGGCCAUCGCGGAAAUGAUCGCCGACGAGGUGGAAAGCCGCUUCUCCCUGUAGCGAUCAGUGAUUGGCCCGUUCGUGUGCAGCUUGUAUCACCAAAGACCCCCAAAUAAGCCCUUUCAUACACUGUGACCACUUUAUUAGGUAGACCUGUACACCAGCUUGUUAAUGGAAAUAUCUAAUCAGCCAAUCAUGCGGCAGCAACUUGAUGUAUGACAGCAUGCAGACAGGGUCAAGAGGUUCAGUUGUUGUUCAGACCAAACUGGGAAUGGGGAAGAAAUGUGAUCGAAGUGACUUUGACUGUGGAAUGAUUGUUGGUGCCGGACGGGGUAGUUUGAGUAUCUCAGAAACCGCUGAUCUCCUGGGAUUUUUAUGCACAAUAGUAUCUAAAGUUUACAGACUUUUUACAUGGUGCCAAAAACAAGAAGCGUCCAGUAAGAGGCAGUUCUGUGUACGAAAACACCUCGUUAAUAAGAGGGUUCCAAGGAGAAUGCCCAGACUGGUUCAAGCAGACAGGACGGUGACAGUAACUCAAAUCACCAAGCAGUACAACGGUGGUAUGUAGAAGAGCAUCGCUGAACGCACAAUCUGUCAAACCUUGCAGUGGAUGGGCUACAGAAGCAGAAGAUUUUUUAAGAAUGAAAGAAGCCUAAUAGAUAUCUAAUAAAGUGGUCACUGAGUGUACAUAACAUGACCACUAGUGCAAGCACCAAUGGACACUAUGUGUGAUUGCAGCAGUGCCCGGGGCAGUAAUAAGUAUUACAAAGGGAGUAUAGGGAACACUACUCAGGUUGUCCAGUCUUUAAGAAUCGCUGCUAUUAAUUCCAGUCAUGGCGGUCCUUCAGGCAUUCAGUUGUUGAGGACAUGAGGACAGAAAAUGGGUACUUAACUGGGAAAAAAAAUUGACACUAAAAGUAAGCAAUAAUAAGUGACUGUUUUUGUGUGAUACUUCAUAAUUAUGUUCAAUUGCCAUUCCCCGUUUUUUUAAAUAGCACUUUGGAUAAUGCUUGUCAUUAAUUUCAAAACAAACUUGCCUGACGACAUUCAUGAUUUUGUCUGAAUCUAGUUUAUUCUGAAUUAAUUGUUGUUCAUAAUGAGACUGAUUUGUUGAUAAUGUUGCUUUUGCAACAUACUUACCUAUCUAUAUCUAUAAAGUUUUUUGUUUUUUUGUCUUCCAUUUUUUUGUUUCUUUUGAAAAUAACUGUUCCGCACAACUUUGGGGAUUCAUAGGCAAUUACAAUUUGCUACUUUGAGAUGCUGUUAAAAUGCCUCAAAAUGGAUCCUGAGUCUUCACUGAAUCAAGCUGAUAAAAUGUACGAAAUGUGUUGUAUAAGUUAAAAGAAUUCUGGAUGUUCUACCUCUGCUGUGUAGUUAUCAUUUUACAGAGAGACAUCCCAGUAUAUCUUUUAAAAUUGCCUAUUGACAGACGGAGACCCUACCAGCACUGCCUUAACUGUACCAUACGCCUUUUAACAUGGUUGGGCCUGUUUAUGCUAGAAACUUGCAUCUACUGUCUGGAAAGAAUAGUUUUUUUAAAAAAUAUGUACAUUGGUUCGGAACCUGAUCCAUGGUUUAAAUAAAUCAGUGCAACUCUUACAUGAAAAAAAAUGUUUUCUGAGAAUAUUUUAGCCGGGCUCUGCCUCUAAUUCUGAAUUAGAAUUUUGGUGUGUUGGUGUACUGCUAUUAUUCUACUAAGUGAUUUACUAAAUAUAACAUUUGAGAAGGAACAAGAUUGGGUCUCCAUCCAGUCAAUUGUUUACCUGACAAAGACUGGUCACUUGGAAGCAUAACAGCUGUGUGCUGGUACUUCAGCUCAGGUGGUAAGAGCAGUUGUCCGGCAGUCGGGGGGGUGUCGAAGUGUCCCUGAGCAAGAUACCUAACCUGCUCCUGACGAGCUGGUUAGAUGCCUUGCGUGGCAGCCAAUCGCCAUUGGUGUGUGAGUGUGUAUGAAUAGGUGAAUGAGAAGCAUCAAUUGUACAGCGCUUUUGAUAAAGGUGCUAUAUACAUGCCAUUUAUCAUAUUCAUCUGUAUUAUUCUGUUAUUAUUAAUUUGCAUAAUCCUGAAAUUAUGGAUUUGUGGAUGCCUCAAACUGUACUGUUCAGUAUACAUAUAUGAACUGUAUUCAGUGCAAUUCCCGAUUCCCACAUUCAGGUGUGUCAUUAAUGUCAGUAUGAAAAGUCCAAGGGUCAUUCUGUUUAUAUCUUGGAAGAACAAUUAUGCCUGUACCAUAGUGUCUCAAUCGCUGUUAUGAUUUUUACUUGGUCUGAAGAGAAGACUUCCCCCUACUGGUCCACCAACACCGCAUCCUGGAUUUCCCCAAUUUGCUCCUAUGCAUGUACUGCCGAGGUCCAGAUCACUUCGCCUACAAGACUGAAGAAGGUUACGAGGUGAUUACGAUCAUACACUUCAACUUGACCUGUAUUUUGUGUUGAAUGUGCAUAUCAAGGACAUGAAUAUAACUAAGGAACCCAGAGAUCCUAAUAAGACUACCAAAGGAACUCGACUUCCCACAACCACAUACUCAAAUUGUUUCUUGACUUCUGAACGUCAGAAUAUAUUAUGAACCCUAUCUGAGUUAUCUGAGCUUUUUUAGGUUCCUGAAUGAUGGUCAUGAGUGCCAUUAAGCUCAAUCUCUUUA